Melampsora larici-populina 98AG31 is the source of this 540-nucleotide messenger RNA. RefSeq lists its product as uncharacterized. The record is from RefSeq and is a predicted model, not a curated record. Lineage: Eukaryota; Fungi; Basidiomycota; Pucciniomycetes; Pucciniales; Melampsoraceae. The transcript has 2 exons. The coding region runs from base 1 to 540 and encodes 179 amino acids.
AUGUCAAGAGCCAAAAGCAAUGCAAGGAAAAAAGCAUUAGGCAUCAAAGUACCUAAUUACAAAUCCAAGACUUCACCAUGUGCACUUAGAUAUAAAGCAGAAAGACAAAAGAAAUAUCAACAAGAAAGGAACCGAAAACGAACACGAGAAAGGAAUCGAAAGAGAAAUGAGGCUCGUAGAGCAAAUCGAGGUGAAAAGAGUUUAGAAGAAGAUCACAAGGAGCUUGGUGAUGAUGAAGAUCUGGAUGGCAGUGAUGGGAAUUGUGUUAGUGAUGAAGAGGAUGAGAUACUAGGGUUGGAUGAAAAUGUCGGUUUAUUGGAAGGGUCAAAUUCAUUGGAUCCUAUACCAAGUACAUCCAAAACCUUAUCAAAUCACUCUGAACCUAUCCAACCUAAACCUACCAAUCCAACAGAAACUUCUAAAAAUGAAGACGAAGCUUUACAUAAAGGUGUAGAAGAAUUAGAAGAUGGAGAAGUAUCUGAUACACAAACAGAUCAAGUCAUUGCUGAAUAUCUUGUUGGAAAUAAACCGAAAGCCUAA